CCUACACCAGAAUUUUCAAACAAAAUUGAAGAAAUCGUUAAAUCUAUCAGUCAAUUAACUUUAAUAGAAGCAUCUGAAUUAGUAGAUGCAUUAAAAACUCGAUUGAAUAUCACUGAGAUUGCUGCACCGAUUUCUCAUUCAGUAAACGAAUCUAAACCGAUCGAGUCUCAACCUUCUACACCAAUCGAAGCUGAAAAACCAAAAGAAAAAACUACAUUUAACUUAACUUUAACCAAGAUUGAUGCUACUCAAAAAGCUAAAGUGAUUAAAGAAGUUAAAACGAUUAUGCCUAAUAUGAAUUUAGUAGAAGCUAAAAAAUUUGUUGAAAGUUUACCAAAGGUGUUAAAAGAAAAUGGAAGUAAAGAAGAAAUUGAGAAAUUAAAGAAAACUUUAGAAUCGAUUGGAGCUACUGUACAAUUAGAUUAA
Melampsora larici-populina 98AG31 is the source of this 426-nucleotide messenger RNA. RefSeq lists its product as uncharacterized. Gene Ontology annotation, cellular component: ribosome. Lineage: Eukaryota; Fungi; Basidiomycota; Pucciniomycetes; Pucciniales; Melampsoraceae. The transcript is spliced from 3 exons. Gene Ontology annotation, biological process: translation. The record is from RefSeq and is a predicted model, not a curated record. The annotation marks the transcript as partial. Gene Ontology annotation, molecular function: structural constituent of ribosome.